Messenger RNA from Camelina sativa (false flax), 1518 nucleotides. The record is from RefSeq and is a predicted model, not a curated record. Lineage: Eukaryota; Viridiplantae; Streptophyta; Magnoliopsida; Brassicales; Brassicaceae.
UCUCUAUUUUUCCCCUUUUCUAUUUCUCUGGCUGCUCUCUAUCUCUCUUUUGUCUGGGUCAGAAACAUGAUGCCGCCGUCUGAGUCCACGAUGAAGAAGGGAACAAAACGAAAAAUCGAAAUCAAGAAACGAGAAACCAAACAGCAACGAGCGGUGGCUUGCUCUAAACGCCGUCAAACUCUGUUUUCCAAAGCCGCCGAUCUCUGUCAUCUCUCGGGAGCCAACAUCGCCGUCUUCGUAACCUCUCCGUCAGAGGUCUCCGACGUUGUUUACUCCUUCUCCGGAUACUCUCCUGCCCAGGAGAUCGCUGAUUGUUACCUAAAUGAGAAGCCACCUCCUAAGAUUGAAGUUAAACCGCAAUCGAAGCUAGGGUCUUUUUGGUGGGAAGACCCUGAUCUAUACCAAUCUUGUGAUGAUCUCUCUGAGUUAAACAUCCUCGAGGAUCGUAUAGAGAGAGCGAAGAAGCAUGUGAUGGCUUGCCUUGAGAAGAAAGAAAAAUCGCUUGAGACUUGAGAGAGAACAUCAAUGUUGUAAGGUUAUUUAGUAGAAACAAAUGUUUUAUUUUAUUUGGCUUCUCUUCCUGAUUUUCCUCAUUGCAAAGUUUUGUGUUUAGCUCUCACCAAACUGAUUUUUAGAUGAUUUGUACACAAAUUCAGUGCCUAGGCACAAGCUGUAGCUGAUAUGUAUAACCAAUCUCGGAUUGGACAAUAACAGAGACUUGUGAGUAAUGCUUUUAUGUCUUAAUCUUGAUUAUCAUAAUGCUUAUUUAUGGACAAUCGAGCUAUGAUAAUGUUGUUUUUAACAUUUUAUAUCACCGUUCGUGCUUUUGUUUCCUUUCUAAAUCUACAUAAGAGACUCCUUGUUGGUGUUUAAAAUACCAACCACACUGUAUUCUUGUUAAUUUUGCUUUUCGGAGAGACUAUUUUAUUUGUGGAUCUGUUAUGACUUAUGAGCAGCUCUCUUUCUAGAAUCUUCUAAUGUAGAUGAAUGUUGACAGAAGAAUCUUGAUGGUUUAGUUCCCUCCGAUCAGUAAUGUUUACAAAAGAUUUUAUUAGGUUGGACGUGUAUCUGUGUUAGUAAUUUUGAAGAAAUACGGUUAAGUUUCUUGUCUCUUGCAUAUAUUCUACAAACCUUACUCAUAACUGAUUUACAUCGUACAGUAAGCUUGGAACAAAGAGGAGCUCUCAUAAGCCUAUAUGUUGUGGACCUAGCUGCCUCUAUUUCAGGUUUGACAACAGUUUGCUUCCGAUAGACCCUGAAAUGGGACUGAUUGCUUCUAGCAAUGGAUGAUUAAGAGAUAGAGGCACUUGGUUCUCGUUUGUUUAAGUCUGUACCACAUAAUUUGUCUGCGACUUUCCUUCAGUCUUUCUUGUUUUUAAUCUUCUUGUCUCUGAUUUUUCCUUUUACAGUGAGUAACUUGUCAUCUUUCUGUACUCUCAACCAAAAAACAGAAAAUCAAAAUUCCAUUGUAUAGCCCUAAAAAGCUCAGUAGAUUAUAUAUAUUGAAUGUUCUUAAUU